Empidonax traillii (willow flycatcher) is the source of this 1527-nucleotide messenger RNA. It is a transcript of the gene KLF12, whose product is annotated as Kruppel like factor 12. Gene Ontology annotation, biological process: regulation of transcription by RNA polymerase II. The coding region runs from base 198 to 1385 and encodes 395 amino acids. The transcript has 8 exons. The record is from RefSeq and is a predicted model, not a curated record. Gene Ontology annotation, molecular function: RNA polymerase II cis-regulatory region sequence-specific DNA binding; DNA-binding transcription factor activity, RNA polymerase II-specific. NCBI's taxonomy places the organism in Eukaryota, Metazoa, Chordata, Aves, Passeriformes, Tyrannidae.
UUUGGCUACCUAAAUCCUAUUGAAAAUCAAUGUAUCUUUAACUGCUGAUGAAAUUAUUGCCCCAGUGGCUGUUCUUGGAGCUCCAGAGAAGGAUCUGGUCUGAUUGCAGAGCAAGGCAAGGCCACUUGGUGUCUGCCAGUGAUGGUAAUCCAAGGAUUGAAGUGGAUCUUGGGACAAAUGGAUGACUGAAUAUUCAUAUGAAGAGGAAAGCCAUAAAAGACAUCAGCGCCCUUGAGAACAGAAUGUUAAUGCUUGAUGGGAUGCCGGCAGUCAGAGUCAAAACAGAGCUGCUGGAAUCUGAGCAAGGGUCUCCAAACGUCCACAACUACCCAGAUAUGGAUGCUGUACCCUUGUUACUAAACAACAUGAAGGCUGACCCCACGGAGGAUUCAUUAUCUACAGACCACUUCCAGACACAGACUGAACCAGUGGACUUAUCAAUAAACAAAGCCAGGUCGUCCCCUACAGCAGCUUCAUCUUCACCAGUUUCCAUGACAGCAUCAGCCUCCUCCCCUUCUUCUACUUCUACUUCUUCUUCUAGUCGGCCAGCUUCAUCACCUACCGUAAUAACAUCAGUGUCCUCAGCGGCAUCUGUACCGUCAGUAUUAACUCCAGGUCCUCUUGUGGCCUCUGCAUCUGGUGUUGGAGGCCAGCAGUUUUUGCACAUUAUCCAUCCAGUACCACCUUCAAGUCCCAUGAACUUGCAGUCCAACAAAAUGAGUCACGUGCACCGUAUCCCUGUGGUGGUACAGUCGGUACCUGUUGUCUAUACAGCUGUGAGAUCACCUGGGAAUAUGAACAACACUAUAGUAGUACCACUGUUGGAGGAUGGGAGAAGCCAUGUCAAAGCACAAAUGGACCCCCGAGGCCUAUCUCCCAGACAAAUUAAAAGUGACAGUGAUGAUGACGACCUGCCAAAUGUGACCUUAGAUAGCGUUAAUGAAACUGGAUCUACAGCGCUCUCCAUAGCCAGAGCAGUACAAGAAGAGAGCAUGUGGGGCUGUGCCAGGUCAGCUGUUAACCCUUUUCGUUUUUUCAACUCCAGUUCAAUUUCACCGUUCAGUAUUGAGAGCACAAGGCGUCAGAGAAGGUCUGAGUCUCCAGACUCCAGGAAGCGACGCAUCCAUCGGUGUGACUUUGAGGGAUGCAACAAAGUAUACACAAAAAGUUCCCACCUGAAGGCUCACCGGAGAACACACACGGGAGAAAAACCCUACAAAUGUACCUGGGAAGGCUGCACCUGGAAGUUUGCUCGAUCCGACGAACUGACGAGGCAUUACCGCAAGCACACGGGAGUGAAGCCAUUCAAGUGUGCAGACUGUGACCGCAGCUUUUCCCGGUCAGAUCACUUGGCGCUCCACCGCCGCAGGCACAUGCUGGUUUGAGAAACGCUACCUGUUCCAGCCGAGUUUAAGAGCUGGGUCUCUUAACUACCCAGAGUGAAUUCAGCAGGGCUGAAUCCCCCUCUACAGUGUUAACAGGCAGGGCAUUCCCUGAUGUCUGUAACAAAAAAUAGUAACAGAAAUU